Anolis sagrei ordinatus is the source of this 1389-nucleotide messenger RNA. Its product is annotated as dehydrogenase/reductase SDR family member 13-like. The record is from RefSeq and is a predicted model, not a curated record. NCBI's taxonomy places the organism in Eukaryota, Metazoa, Chordata, Lepidosauria, Squamata, Anolidae.
CCGAUGGUGUCCUGGGGCUGGCCGAGCUCUCCUGAGUCGACUCCCGCUCACCAUCUGCUUUUCUGGAUCCAGCUCCUCCAGUCCUUUGGGAUCUGACAGAUCUGCUCUUAGAUCAUCAAACCUGACCGUUGGAUUAGGAGGAAGCGGGACUCGCCCACAAACAACAGAGCUGGAGGAGGAGAUUGAGAACUGAGAGGAGGAGCAACUGAGAGUGUUGUGCAGCUCUGGGCAAGAAGGAGAAGGCUUGCUCUUGGUGAGCUGCCCGGACGGAGCCAAAUCUUGCAGGAAAGGGCGCGAUGGAGUUGGUCGGAGAGGUCCUGAUGGGCCUGAGGCUGACCCUGCUAGGUUUGGGGCUGCUGGUGGGCCUCUAUACCGUGGUCUACCGGACGUGCAUCAAGGGGAAGGAGUGCGGGAACAAGACCAGCCUGCGGGGCAAGACGGUCCUCCUCACCGGUGGGAACAGUGGGAUCGGGAAGGCUACAGCGCUGGACCUGGCCCGCAGAGGAGCCAGGGUCAUCGUGGCAAGCCGAAACAGGAAGCUGGGGGAAUCUGCCGCCUGCGAGAUCCGGAAGGAAAGCGGGAACAACGAGGUGCUCUACAUGAGCCUGGACUUGGGCAGCCUGCGUUCCGUCCGAGCUUUUGCGGAGGACUUCUUGCAGUCGGAGGCCCGCCUGGACAUCCUCAUUAACAACGCAGCUGUGAUCUGCGAAGGCGAAUCCGAGGACGGCUUCAACGUGACCUUCCAGGUGAACCACUUGGGCCACUUCCUCCUGACCCACCUCCUCUUGGACCGCGUCAAGCAGUGCUCCCCCAGCCGCGUGGUCAUCGUUUCCUCCGACGUCCAUCGCAAAGGGACCGUCGACUUCCAGAAGAUUCACAAGCCGGUGGAGGGCUACCUGAAGGCCUUCCAGUCUUACUGCAACAGCAAGCUGGCCAACGUCCUGCACGUCCGAGAGCUGGCCAGGAGGCUCCAAGGGACCAACGUGACCUUUUACGCCGUUCACCCAGGGGCUGUCCACACCAACGCCUUGCGCUAUUCCCCUCUCUGGGUGCAGUACCCCUACCUAGUCUUCACCUGGCUCUUCUUCAGAGAUGCCCACAACGGGGCCCAGACCUCCAUCUACUGUGCCACGGAGGAAGGUCUCGAGCCGCUCAGCGGGAGCUAUUUUGACAACUGCCGGCGAGACGACACCUGUCCUCUUGGGCGGGACGAUGCUUUGGCCACGAAGCUCUGGGAAUUCAGCGAGAGGCUGCUGGGACUCCCCCCUUAGUCAUGUGCAUCCCGGCCAACACAUGAACGAGUCUCCCAGAUUUGUACUCAUCAUAAAAAUACAAUAUUGGUUCAUCUUUCAAAGAUCUUUACACUAAGUAAUAAAAAUUGAUGUGUUA